AUGGCAGACAGCUUUAAUUCGAGUGGAUAAUUUUAUAAUUUUGUAGGAACGGCAGGCACAGCUGAUUUUUUACCAGGAUCAGGACAGGAACAAUAUUUCGGAAGGAAUUAUUUGGCAUACAACGAUCAACAGGUAGGAAGUUUUCAGAACAAUUUCCAUUAGUCAUAAUUGAUAGAUUCUGAAGUUAAAAAUAGUCUGGAUUAAUUUUUUGAAAUGAAAAUAGAGGAUGUGAGAUUGGACAAUUUAUUAAUUCAGGAGGAGUAGUCUUCGAAUUAGUCCAAAUAGAAAUAAUCCAUACACUCAGAUAUAAAUAGUAGGUCCCAAUAUUCUGGUGAUCAGGAUUUUCGAUUAGAAUCAGCGGAAUAAAUUAAUAGUAAGUUUAAACCUGAAGUUAAGAUGCUCAUCCCUUAAAAUUAGGGAAAGAGUAUAUAUCGAGACAAGAUUGAUUCUUUAUUAGAGAAGCGAACAUCAAACAAUAACUCAGUAUCUCCUUCAAUAACUCCAAGAUCUUCAAAGAGUCAAUAGAAAUUGGAGAGAAAGAGAUCCCAAAACUUGUAGAAUGAGACAUCAAAUGAAAUGACAGAUCCUACACAAGUGAAAUUAGCAAAAAAUAGGGAGUCUGCAAAAAACUCUAGAGAAAGAAAGAAAAUAUAUUAAUAAUUGCUAGAAAAGCAAGUGUAAGAAUUGCAAUAGGAGAACGAGAAAUUGAAGGACAUAUGCAAGAAUCAGGCCUAAUCAAUGGAAAUAGUGAACAAGAAGACACAGAAAUUUUAAUUAUUCUUAGAAUAGUAACAACAGAUGUUUGAGAAAUUGGAGUUGUGUUUAAUAAAGAAGGCCAGUCACGAUGAAAUAGGAAUAAUAAUGGAUGCAUUGAGAUAUAGAAUAUAAUCGAAUUCUUAGGAAAGGAAUGAUACUGCAAGAGUGUACUUUGAUAGCAUAGCGGAAAUAAUGUUGCCCAUGUAAGUGAAGUAUUUGUUGUAUGCAUGCCAAAAUUCGAAAGAUAUGUUUGCGAAUACUGACCAAGAUUACAGCGAAUGGUUGAAGGAAGGUUUUGAAAGUACGAGUGUCAAAUUCGAGAAUUUCACCAAACUGAAGAAAUUUUAGUCUAAGGUUUAAUAAUUAAAAUAAAACAUUUCUAAUUCUUUAGAUAAAAUAAAAAACGAAAUAAAGUCCAUCUAAGACCAAGCCUCUAAAUUGGAUUAAGUUUGGGACUCAUUGAAAUCCAUACUGAAUCCUCUGCAGUUGGGGACAUUGAUGUGUUCUCUUUAUCAUGUAAAUAGUAUUAGCAAUAAUUAGAAUCUCUAUCGGAAUGAAUUAUAGACGAGCACAUUGUUUGCGUAAUUAAAGAACUCACAAGCGGAAGAGGACGACUUUUCGUUUAAGAUAGAGGAGGAAAUAAAUUAUGGGACUAACAAAAUGGUUAAAAGGUGUUGA
Molecule: messenger RNA, 1434 nt
Organism: Paramecium tetraurelia
Lineage: Eukaryota; Ciliophora; Oligohymenophorea; Peniculida; Parameciidae
Exons: 6
Biological process (GO): positive regulation of DNA-templated transcription
Molecular function (GO): DNA-binding transcription factor activity
Source: RefSeq, a predicted model, not a curated record